Pristis pectinata (smalltooth sawfish) is the source of this 2379-nucleotide messenger RNA. RefSeq names its product phosphodiesterase 6D, cGMP-specific, rod, delta (gene pde6d). Gene Ontology annotation, biological process: sensory perception of light stimulus. The record is from RefSeq and is a predicted model, not a curated record. Lineage: Eukaryota; Metazoa; Chordata; Chondrichthyes; Rhinopristiformes; Pristidae. The transcript has 5 exons. Gene Ontology annotation, cellular component: cytoplasm. The coding region runs from base 176 to 628 and encodes 150 amino acids.
CGGCCGUCGCUUCACCUCCCUAUUGGAUGAGGUUGGGUUGAUCGCGAUGAGCGGAACGUUGCUGUGGCGAUAAUCAGCUUGUUGUUCGUUUUUUUAGAAACAUAUUGACAUUACAGUUUAAUAUCGUUUAAUCCUUUUUGUUCCGAUUUGUCGGAGGAAGAUCGGAAGAACUGCAAUGUCUUCGAAGGAAGACAGGGCCAAAGAGAUCCUGAAGGGCUUUAAGCUUAACUGGAUGAACCUACGCGAUGCCGAGACAGGAAAAGUUUUGUGGCAGGGCACAGAAGAUCUCUCAUUACCAGGAGUGGAACAUGAAGCUCGGGUUCCUAAAAAGAUCCUGAAAUGUAAAGCUGUUUCCAGAGAAUUAAACUUUUCUUCGUCUGAACAGAUGGAAAAAUUCAGGCUAGAACAAAAAGUUUUCUUCAAAGGACAGUGCUUAGAAGAAUGGUUUUUUGAAUUUGGCUUUGUCAUCCCUAACUCAACAAACACCUGGCAAUCAUUAAUAGAAGCGGCACCAGAAUCUCAAAUGAUGCCAGCUAAUGUUUUAACUGGUAACGUAGUCAUAGAGACCAAAUUCUAUGAUGAUGACCUCCUCGUAAGUACUUCCAAAGUCAGACUUUUCUAUGUUUGAAGUGAAUUGUCUGCAGUUUAGUACGAAAUGUCUUGCUGAUGGCAGAUGGAUGAGACACUUUUCAGCCUCGUGACCAAUGGACCAGCUCUAUCUGGAUGGCAACUGGCAAAUUAGGUUCCUCAGAAAUGAUUUAGAAGAUUGAAGUGAGCAAGACUCAGUGCAAAAAAAAGACUCUUGUAAAAGAAGAAUGAGCAGUGACAGUACUGUAUUUUCUUGAGACCAAUGUUGUACAUUAUCUUAAUUGCUACUUGUUUUGCUUUGAAUCUGUAUACACUGCUUUGCUUCCAUAGUUUGUAUUAUAUGUAAUUGCACUUCAAGUUUAUUUAGCAGUUAGUCCAUGUUAAUUAUUUAGUUCCUUUUAUUGACUAUUGUGACAUAUUCAUCAGUUGUAACAAAGUGUAAAAUACUCCUUGUAUGUUAUAUAUAGUUAUAAUCCAUAAUGAGAGGGCUGAGCAACAUUGCAGUCUGAUUGAAAUAAAGGCUGUUGCUUCUGUAUUUUAAAGUCAAAUGUAGUUAAUUUGUACUGUAUAUAUCGGUGCAGUAAUAUUUUAUAACAUGUUUUGAGUUUACAAUUUGUUUGCUAAGGUACAGUAUUAAACAAGUUAACUUUAGAUAAUGAUUUUAAGUAAAUCCUUUUUUAAUCUAAUUAAUCUGUACCAUUAGAGAUACAAUAUAAAGUAUGUAUAGUAUAUCACUGGGAGGUAGGAAAGAUCACUCGUCCAGCAAAAAGUUGACUGCUGCCGACCAGUGCAUCUUGUAAGUAACCCUAAUUUGCACUCUUCCCAGCAAUCUUGCAUACGUGGGUAGUAUUGUUUUCAUUUAGAAGACCAAACAUAAUAAAGCAUUAAAUAUUUUUUGCCAGGAAUGCUAUUUUCAUCAGAAAACCACUUACUGGACAGUAAUUCAAUAUGUAAUCAAACUUCUUUUCCUCUUGUUAUCCUCUCCUUCAAUAGUCUGAUGAGCUGUGAUUUCCUGUUUGAGAAAUACUUCUUUUCCAUUGUAAUUCCUCACAGUAACACAUUGGCUCACCAACUCAGUUGUCAAAUUUCAGUGGAAUAGAAACUGUAAAUUUUAAUUUGAUGCAUUUAUUAUUUUAGGUAUUCUAACAACUUUUUCCUUUCCUCAACUUGCCCUUCAUCAUCCAGAAUGAAGGUCACACAUUGCUGAUGACCAUACAGUGUCUGGCACCUUAUUUUGGACAAAUAAUAUUGAAGAGACUUACCAAUUACAUGCGUUCAGAGUAACAUGUAUAAACUUUUUUGUUGGACUUGCUCUUAUUAAAAUUGCCUCCUGCAUGUUGCAGUUUUGUACUCUCAAUAGAACUUGGGUGUUAUGGUUGACAUUAGGAUGUAUUAAGACAAAUUUGGGGUAGGUUGCUGUCUUUUGACAGUGGAUAGAAGAUCCCUUCAGCAUGCUAACUCUGCCUAAGACAACUGUCUAGCCAGAGAAACUGUUUCCCACUCCAACAACAAAUUCAUUGUUGAGUCAAUGAAUCCACCCUUUAUUUGAUUUCUUAUUUGCUUCUUGAGCAGCAGGAACAAAAAAGAUAGAUAGUCUGUUGCAAUUAAAUGUUUAUUUAUAACUAUGGAACACUGGAGACCUCUGAUUAUGACCUUUGUUGUUCUCUGGAGGGGAAUAUGCUGUGCACCCAGCUUGUCCUAUGAAGAUCUGUCUCACAGUGUACAGGUUUAUUUGUAACUAUCCAUUUUACUGGUUUGAAUGAUAUUUAUAGAUUAAAUGUGAAUUAUUGA